Messenger RNA from Malurus melanocephalus (red-backed fairy wren), 3929 nucleotides. It is a transcript of the gene INTS9, whose product is annotated as integrator complex subunit 9. Gene Ontology annotation, cellular component: integrator complex. The record is from RefSeq and is a predicted model, not a curated record. The coding region runs from base 54 to 2030 and encodes 658 amino acids. The transcript is spliced from 17 exons. NCBI's taxonomy places the organism in Eukaryota, Metazoa, Chordata, Aves, Passeriformes, Maluridae. Gene Ontology annotation, biological process: snRNA processing.
GGCGGGCAGGAAGGGGGGUAGGAUUGUCCCGGUAAAUAGCACCGGGGGACGCGAUGAAGCUGUACUGCCUGUCAGGACAUCCAACCUUGCCAUGCAACGUGCUCAAGUUCAAGUCCACCACCAUCAUGCUGGACUGUGGGYUGGAUAUGACAUCGACCCUCAAUUUCCUCCCGUUGCCUCUGGUCCAGAGCCCCAGGCUGUCCAAACUUCCCGGCUGGGUUUUGAAAGAUGGAAGCACGUUUCUGGACAAGGAGCUGAAGGACUGCUCUGGCCACGUGUUUGUAGAUUCUGUGCCUGAGUUCUGCUUACCAGAGACUGAACUGCUUGACCUCUCCACAGUGGAUGUAAUCCUGAUCUCCAACUAUCACUGCAUGAUGGCACUGCCCUACAUCACAGAGUACACAGGAUUCACUGGAACAGUUUAUGCCACCGAGCCCACCGUUCAAAUUGGCAGGCUUCUCAUGGAAGAACUGGUGAAUUCCAUUGAACGCGUGCCAAAGGCCCAGUCUGCCUCCAUGUGGAAGAACAAGGAGGUACAAAGGUUGCUGCCAGCCCCGCUGAAGGAUGCAGUGGAGGUGUCCAUGUGGAGGAAGUGCUACACCAUGCCAGAGGUGAACGCAGCCCUCAGCAARAUCCAGCUGGUGGGCUAUUCCCAGAAAAUCGAGCUGUUUGGUGCUGUGCAGGUCACCCCUCUGAGCUCGGGCUACGCCCUUGGAAGUUCCAAUUGGAUUAUCCAGUCACACUAUGAAAAGGUUUCUUAYGUUUCAGGAUCUUCUCUGCUGACAACACACCCUCAGCCCAUGGACCAGGCYUCUCUUAAAAACAGCGACGUUCUCAUCCUGACGGGGCUGACCCAAAUCCCCACUGCCAACCCCGAUGGCAUGGUGGGAGAGUUCUGCAGCAACCUGGCCAUGACGGUGCGGAAUGGAGGCAACGUGCUGGUUCCCUGUUACCCCUCUGGAGUGAUCUACGACCUGCUCGAGUGCCUCUAUCAGUACAUCGACUCUGCAGGGCUCUCCAAUGUCCCCUUUUAUUUCAUCUCACCUGUUGCCAACAGCUCCCUGGAGUUCUCCCAGAUCUUUGCYGAGUGGUUGUGUCAUAACAAACAAACAAAGGUGUAUCUUCCAGAACCUCCUUUUCCCCAUGCUGAGCUCAUUCAGACAAACAAAUUGAAACAUUAUCCCAGCAUCCAUGGAGACUUCAGCAAUGACUUCAAGCAGCCCUGUGUCGUGUUCACUGGGCAUCCCUCUCUCAGAUUUGGGGAUGUGGUGCAUUUCAUGGAGCUAUGGGGAAAAUCCAGCUUGAACACUGUUAUAUUCACAGAACCUGAUUUCUCUUACCUGGAUGCCCUGGCUCCCUAUCAGCCCUUGGCAAUGAAAUGUGUUUACUGUCCCAUUGACACGAGACUCAAUUUUAUUCAGGUGUCUAAAUUACUCAAAGAAGUCCAGCCYCUGCACGUGGUGUGCCCCGAGCAGUACACACAGCCUCCUCCCACGCAGUCACACCGCACAGACCUGAUGAUCGACUGCCAGCCCCCGGCCAUGUCCUAUCGCCGCGCCGAGGUGCUCACGCUGCCCUACAAACGCCGCUACGAGAAGAUCGAGAUCAUGCCCGACCUUGCAGAUUCCCUCGUGCCCUUGGAGAUCAAGCCCGGUAUUUCCUUGGCAACAGUUUCCGCCGUGCUGCAUACUAARGACAACAAGCACGUUCUGCAGCUCCCUCCCAAACCUCCCCAAGCUCCUGCCAGCAAGAAGAGGAAGCGGGUGAGUGAUGAUGUGCCCGAGUGCAAAUCUCUGAAGCCGUUGCUGAGUGGCUCCAUCCCCGUGGACCAGUUUGUGCAGACUCUGGAAAAGCACGGUUUCAGCGAUGUGAAGGUGGAGGACACGGCCAAGGGCCACAUCGUGCUGCUGCAGGAGGCUGAGACKCUGAUCCAGCUGGAGGAGGACUCCACUCACAUCAUCUGUGACAAYGACGAAACCCUCAGGGUCAAACUGCGUGACCUGGUGCUCAAAUUCCUGCAGAAAUUUUAGCUCCUGGACGUCAGGAGGCUCUGCAAGGACAGAGCCUGGAGCAGGAGAGCUUGGAGCUCUCCAAGGACAGAGAAUUCUGGGAUUCAGAGACCACAAAUCACCUUCGUGGAGGAGCAAGGGAGUAUUUUUCAUAUCCAUCUAUUUUUUAAAUUUCAUUUUAAACCUUUUUUGGAAUACUUGGGUGAGAUACCUGUUACGUAAAAUUGGGAGUUGGGAAUCUUACAGGAGAUGGGAACUUCAGAGUAAAUAACUGGAGAGUUUAUUUACAGCAUCGUGGCAAACUGCUGCUCCUCUGAGUCCCUCAGCAGUGUCUGCCCAGUCCUUCACCUGACAAAACUCUGCAGGAGUAUUCAAACAAUGGCAUUUUCCCUCCCACUGCUUCUCCCCAGUCCCCAGAUCCCAUUCCCUGCCCCUCCUCCAUCUGUGUCUCUCACUGGCACGAGGAGGAGGAGAGAGCUGGUGAGGCAAAGAUUGUACAAACAAAAACAGAAUAAGAGAGUCUGGUGGGCAUGGAGAAUAGUGGGAAGAGCCUGGCCAUUCCCUGCUGAAGCAGAGGCACUUUGGAAAAGCUUUAUCCAUUGGGAAUUCAAGGUUUAUUGAUGCUGCAGCCUCCCCUGGCACACCCAGACCUGUCCGUGGAGCUCCAGAGCUGUUCGUGGAGCUCCAAAGCUGUCUGUGGAGCUCCAAAGCUGUCCGUGGAGCUCCAAAGCUGUUCGUGGAGCUCCAAAGCUGUCCGUGGAGCUCCAAAGCUGGUUCCUCCUGGGUUCCUCCAGCAGCAGCAGAGGAAUCGCCUCAGGAAGACUCUUAAGGAAGUCCAUAAAGUAGGAAAACCCCUAAUGCUCAUAAAAAUCCUUUUGAGAUUUAAGUGCCUCUUGUUUCUACCUUCMAAAAACUUGUCCUUGCAGCUCCCCAUCCCAAAUCCUGGACGAAAUUGAGUCGUUUAUCCAAAGCCAUCUGUGCUGCAGACCCGGGGAGGCUUUUCCCUCCCCAAAUCACGUAUUUGGGACCUAACCUUAGUGAGAAAGAUUGCUUUUAAAAGCAGCCUGUUUCUCAGAUUUACUGCUGUUCAUUUUUAUUAGGUUGUUUUGUAUUUAUUUGGUGUUCAAAAAUAAAAAGCAGAGUGAGACUGCCCAGGAGGGAGCACAUCCCAUGGUUUGUAAAAGCCUCUCCAUGCCCAUCCCACAUCCUCAUCCCAACACCUUUGGGAAAUAAAGCUCCAGUUCAUCCCUUUGGGGAGAUGGAGGCAGUGGGAGCAGCUCUGGAAUGAAAUCUCUGCCACUGCAGUGUCCAAACCCCAUUUUGGUUCCCGUUGAGGAUUUCUGUGGGAUUGGGUGUGCAGAUCCCAUCCACACCUUUAGUGUGAGGAAUGGUGUCAUCAAUGGGAUCAAAACUUGGGCCAGUGGGAUUCACUCCCCAUCAGGGUUUGUUGCUUUGGCAUAAUUUAAAAACAGCAAAAGAACUGAGCAUAGUCCACCUUUUUGAGCUCCAAAGGGAUUAUUCCUAACCCACAGGAGCCAUGGGAUAAACUCGUCUUCGUGCUGGUUCCCCCAGCUCCAGCACUGAUCCCACUGCUCCAGCACCUUCCUUUUCACAUUCCAAAGGCUUUCCCACCUUCCUCAGGGGAGAAAUUAAAAAUUAAAAGCUUUUACGUUUUUCUUCCUGACAUUUUGAGCAGGAAAAUUUCUUCUUGUUCCAUCAGUCCAUCCAGCAGGUGAGAGUGGAUUGUUUUGUUAUGUUCAGGUUGUGCCUGCUGGAAAAACAAACAUGCUGGGAGGGGAAUUCUUUCAUGAGGAAUCCUAAUUAAACUCAGAAAAGGAGUGCCUGUUCCUUCUGCCCAGAGCAAGAAAAACAAACAGCAUUUCUUUGGGCUGGCUCAGUCCUGCAGAGGGAACUGUGGCA